Molecule: messenger RNA, 522 nt
Organism: Molossus molossus (Pallas's mastiff bat)
Lineage: Eukaryota; Metazoa; Chordata; Mammalia; Chiroptera; Molossidae
Product: small ubiquitin-related modifier 1-like
Exons: 3
Coding region: 100-522 (140 amino acids)
Biological process (GO): protein sumoylation
Cellular component (GO): nucleus; PML body
Molecular function (GO): ubiquitin-like protein ligase binding; protein tag activity
Source: RefSeq, a predicted model, not a curated record
UGCUGUGGGGAAGAGAGACGGAUUUGUAAACUCCAGAGCGAGGUUCUACCUACUUGAAGCCGCUGCCAUGCGGAGACCCCGGGUGAAGCCACCAUCACCAUGUCUGACCAGGAGGCAAAACCUUCAACUGAGGACUUGGGGGAUAAGAAGGAAGGAGAAUUCAUUAAACUCAAAGUCAUUGGACAGGAUAGCAGUGAGAUUCACUUCAAAGUGAAAAUGACAACACAUCUCAAGAAUCUCAAAGAAUCAUACUGUCAAAGACAGGGAGUUCCAAUGGAUUCACUCAGGUUUCUCUUUGAAGGUCAGAGAGUUGCUGAUAAUCACACUCCAAAAGAACUGGGAAUGGAGGAAGAAGAUGUGAUUGACGUUUAUCAGGAACAAAUGGGUGGGGGUGGGGGGAAACAAAGAAAAAUUGACAUCUCCAAAUCUGAACAGGAAUUGGGCAGCCAAGCCAUGCUGGAGGAAAACGUGCAAGAGAAAAAAGUGGACAACUGUACAUUUAUGAUCACCAACCUCAACUGA